AUGGACCUACGGAAUACGUUGGAACCCUUUGCUCUUCAAUCUUGUUUGUUUCAAUUCGAACACCCGGGGUUUGGCCUAAAACGUGUUCUACAAGUCAAAGACAAGCAUUUCUAUAACCUGAAUGGCAAUGAUGAAGAGCUCCGUCGUGGGGAGAUUAUGAUUUGCCUGCUGGAAGAGAUAUCCGGACAAUUGAGGCGACCUCGAUACUUCACGCAUAUGAUUGCGCCAGGUCCUCAGCAUGCUCGGGUCAUCAAGGCAUACUUUGAUGGUAAUAACAUUGUUAUGCGUCCUACGAAACUGUACGAUCUCCGCCAUAAAGACUCAGAAGCUCUGACAACGCUUACUCAAUGGUAG
This is a messenger RNA of Talaromyces stipitatus ATCC 10500, 354 nucleotides long. RefSeq lists its product as uncharacterized. The transcript has 3 exons. The record is from RefSeq and is a predicted model, not a curated record. Bases 1 to 354 code for a protein of 117 amino acids. Lineage: Eukaryota; Fungi; Ascomycota; Eurotiomycetes; Eurotiales; Trichocomaceae.